Molecule: messenger RNA, 1242 nt
Organism: Rotaria socialis
Lineage: Eukaryota; Metazoa; Rotifera; Eurotatoria; Philodinida; Philodinidae
Source: the annotation of a GenBank genome assembly
AUGGAAACCGUUUCAACUUUCGAAAUGUUACCCGAUGAAAUGAUAUUACAUGUAUGUCAGCAUCUUCGUGGUGGCGAAAUUCUCUAUUCAUUUUUCAAUCUUAACUCUCGCCUUAAUUCGACAAUAACGAACUUCUGUCACCAUGUAAAUCUCCAGUAUACUACAUAUAAAGAGUUCAAGUUUGUUGCGCUGCAAAUCGUUCCUCAAAUUGGUGGAUCAAUAAGAUCAUUCGUUUUUAAUGCGCGAUGGGAAAAUAUUAUGUUCAACGCGGAAUCUUCUAUAUUUUCUCGUCUAAAAUUAUCUCUUAUAUUUCCACAAUUGCACACAUUGAUAAUGACGGGGUUUGUUGGUGCGCAAUUAAAUUUAUUUCUUGACAAAAUUACAGAUUUUUUCCAACUGAUUAAACUCGAUAUUAGAAAUUGUCAAUUUGACAAUUCAACGGAUUCACUCAAAAAAAUUCUCACUGCGAAUAAUAAUCGACUGACAUGCAUAUUGUUUGAUGAUGAUUCAACAGAAUUCGUGCUGACUUCAACUAACGACGAGGAAACUGUCUCCUAUCCAAAUAUCAAGGAGUUAGGAAUGAGUUUAAAAACAGAUAAAACCUUAGGAUCUUUAUUCAUACUUGUACCAAAUAUUACUCGUUUACAUGUGGACGUCGAAGAAUCAUCAUCCACAUUAAUGAAAACAUUAGAAAAUAUACCAAUUCUUGUUCAUCUAAAAUAUUUUCGGUUGUGCUCAUUUGAUACACAGUGGUCAUUAGAUGAAAUUACUCAUAUAUUGAGUAAGAUGCCCUUUUUACAGCGAUUAACAUUGAACGUUUCUACAGAAGAUAAACAUUUUAUUAAUGGAGAGAAAUUCACUCAAGGUCUUCCUUUAUCACUUGUCGAGAUCCAUUUAUUCAUUACGUAUUACUUACCUAAAUCUGAUAAUGAAACAGAUACUAUACUUUCGGCAUGGCCUUCUUAUAUACGAAUAGUUCGUUUGCUACAUGAAUCGAAUCGAUAUGGGGUAAUUCACACAGUUCCUUGUGAUCUAUCUUCGAUGUUCAUACCAGCUUAUGAGGCCAGCAGUAUCAUGACUAACUCGAAAUACACACGAAAUGUUAAACACUUAAACAUUUUCGGUAAACAAUUUUUACUCGAUAUAUAUCUGAUCGUGCAGCAUUUUCAUCAACUGCGAACACUCACCAUUGGCCCUUCAUACAAGUUAAAAGCCAGUAUGUUAUUUGUUAGGGAUCCCUAG